AUGCAUUUGCCAGAAGAAAUUUUGCGUUCUGCCGAGCCCCGUGAUAACGAUAUUUUCCAGAAACUGCAACAUCAAGAACCGAUAGAGUUUGUAAGUCGUUGUGAAGGCAGAAAACCCAAAAAUGUUUGCAAAAAUCGCUACAAAAAUAUUAUACCGUACGAUCAUUCACGAAUUAUUCUGGAAACGGACGAUCCUGAGUCAAGUGAUUAUAUCAACGCAAAUCACAUUGAGAUGCUUGUAAACGAGUAUCCGGAGUUUGCUGGCUUAAAUCGAAGGUACAUAUCGACGCAGGGUUGUUUGCCGAACACGAUUGAUGAUUUUUGGAAUAUGGUUUGGCAGCAGAAUUCACGAAUUAUCGUUAUGAUAACGAAAGAAUUUGAGAGGGGAAGGAAUAAGUGUUGUCGGUACUGGCCUUUGAAUUAUGGAGGAGAGAGAUUUGGCAAGUAUGGAGAAUUGCUUGUGAAGUCAGUGCAGGUAUUUUUCUUUUAA
Messenger RNA from Gongylonema pulchrum, 489 nucleotides. The record is from the annotation of a GenBank genome assembly. Lineage: Eukaryota; Metazoa; Nematoda; Chromadorea; Rhabditida; Gongylonematidae.